Molecule: messenger RNA, 1600 nt
Organism: Periophthalmus magnuspinnatus
Lineage: Eukaryota; Metazoa; Chordata; Actinopteri; Gobiiformes; Gobiidae
Product: fibulin-7-like
Exons: 8
Coding region: 2-1348 (448 amino acids)
Molecular function (GO): calcium ion binding
Source: RefSeq, a predicted model, not a curated record
CAUGUUUGUGUCGCCAGCUUUUGUUGUCGUCUUAGUCUGUAUAUUUUCAUUAGAUUCCACUUUUGGACAGGGCUCUCCAAGCAGACGGGAAAUACAAGGCACUCUGAAACAGGUCCAGAAGCUUCUGACAGCUCAUGAAACAUCAUGUGCACAAAGUUUAAAAAACCUGAAAAAGAAAAUUAACCUUUUACAGAACAGUGCAACAAAGAUAACCAGAGCCACCAACACCACUUGCCCCAAAGUGGAUGCCCCUGUGAAUGGGAGAAAACUGGGUAAAUCUCAGAGUGUGGGCCAUGAAGUACACUUCCUGUGUGACCCGGGUUAUGAGCUGGUGGGACCUGAGAGUCGCCUUUGUCAAGAAAGUCUUGUGUGGAGCGGCCAGCAGCCAACCUGCCGAGACAUCAAUGAGUGUGCCUCCUCUCCGUGCCUGAAUGGAGGAACAUGUGUGGAUGAAGUGAAUCAAUUCUCCUGUGUCUGUGCCAAAGGCUGGGCUGGAGUUAUCUGCCAGAGUCCUGUGCCAACAUUCUUUAUGGCCAUGACAAACACCUCUGCUGCCACCUCACCUGCUGCUGCUGCUGCUGCAAUGUUACCUGCUGCAGUCAGUGGACCCUUUGUCCGCCCGCCACGAUGCACCAUCACACAGGGCACCACCCACUGCACCUGUGAGCCCGGAUACACCAUCUCAGGCAGAGACAGCUACACUUGCACCGACAUAGAUGAGUGUGAGUUAUUUCAUAAUGGACAGGCUGGGAGACUUUGUCUUCACACCUGUGUGAACACCCCUGGAGGCUAUCGCUGCACCUGUCCAGCAGGAUAUGAAAUAACCCGAGAUGGACGUGGCUGUAAAGACAUUGAUGAAUGUGCUGCAAGACAGAACAACUGUUCAAUGGAUCAGACAUGUAUUAAUACAAAUGGUGGUUUCCAGUGUGUCCGCGUCGAUUGCCCUAAAAUCCCUAAUGCAACAUAUGUCAAGACAUCGCCAAUGCGCUGUGAGCGUAACCCCUGCCCGGUGGAUAACAAAGCAUGCUCUCAAGCCCCAAACUCCUUCUCUUAUCAUUACCUGUCUGUAGUGUCCAACCUGUCAGCCCCUCGUGUGAUGUUCCGAGUGUCAGCGCUGCGUCAGGUUGGAGACACACUGCGCUUCUCUCUGCUCGGUGGCAGACACGUCCGCCGCUACUUCACCGUGCAGCGUUCCGACCGUCUGACGGGUCAGCUGAUGCUGGUGAGCCCAGUGCAGGGUCCUGCCACUUUAGAGGCCGAGGUGGAGAUGACUGAGCUGGAGAAGAGAGAGCAACUGGGUCGGUACAUCACCAAAGUUACCAUGUUUGUUUCACAAUAUGACUUCUAAAAAUUAAUGGUUUUAGAUUUCAUACAAGCAAAUGCUAGAGCAGAACUGUACCACACACAUAGAGGAUAAAGUGGACAGUAGAAGAAAACACUGGUUCUGCAGAGCUUCAUGUAGCAUUUGAUCUGAGAAAUGUAAAUUAGUAAAAGUUUUAUUUUUUGGUCAUCACUGAAAGUCAAAUAGGACAAUCAUGUGAUAUAAUGCUGGGAAAUUUGUAUUUAUGUUAUGUUCUAUCAUUACUGAGACAAUUGUUUU